GGGGUAUGUCUAAUUAGAACCUGAACUAUUGACAGAGGCGGUUGUAUGAUAAUCAUAUUCAGUACCUGUGUACAGGUGAGCGUAUACCCAUUGUUUCACAUAGAGUUAAUCGUUUUUGUCUUAUCAAGGUAGAAAUACAAUAGAUCCUGUGUUCCAACAUAUACGACCUAUCCUUCUUGUUGAUCAUCAUUAGGGUUCUUGUUAUCUAUGUAGUAAAAAUUGUUACCCGCACUCAAUUUCUAAAUAAGAUUGGGUGUUAUUUAAGCUUGCUCUUUUGCAUAAAGCAGGGUUUUUCUGAGUAAAUAAGGUUAAUCUAGUGAGUAAAUUAUCAAACUUGUGUGUUUGACUAAAAACCUGGAGUAACAGUUGUGGUUUGGAAAUUAUUGAUCGCCGCUUACCCUUCAAGACAAUUGCUUAUCAACAUUUACCGAAACACUUCACUGGCUUAAUGGGAAGACAGCUUCGUGGUAAAAACCCAUGCUAGCUGCGCUGAUUUUAUUCUGAAGGAUUUUUGCAGAUACCCUUUAAAGCUGUAUAAAAAAUUUGCUUUUUCUCAACUAGUCUGACGGAAGAACUUUCCACACAAUCUUCAAUAGUUUCAACCGUCCCCAUUUAGAGUACGGAAACAUAGUACUCCCCCCCUCACUCCAUAAGGACAAAGUCACUUUGGAGCGUAUCCAACGCCGAGCCACGAAAUCAGUUCGAGGAUUCAAAUCUAAGCCUUACAAAGAACGCCUCCGUUCAGUAGACCUUUACCCACUAGAAUAUAGGCGUCUUAGAGGUGAUUUACUAAUGGCUUAUAGCAUUCUUAACACUUCUGGACAUCCUCUUAAACACCUAUUUAAGCUUAGUUCGAAUAAUAACCUAAGGGGUAACACCCAGAAACUGGAAACACAACAUAGCAAGACGGAAUGUAGACACAACUUUUACUCCUUAAGAGUUGUCAAAAGCUGGAAUUCGCUGCCGGCCGAGCUAGUCCAAGCGACUUCUCAGGAGUCCUUCAAGAGGCAACUUGACCUAUUCUUAAGGACCAAGGACAGCAUCACAUUAUGAUUUACCAAUUUCUUUUCCUUUUUUAUUGUUAACAUACCUAGGUUCCUGCCUGGAGGAUUUGGUGAUCCCCUGCUACUAGACACGGAAGUCUGUUAAGCGAAAGCUUCUUCUAUUCCGUCCACAACCAUUUGAACCAUUUAGUCAUAACAGUUAUAUGUUCAAAAUCUGCCUUAGUAAAUUCUUAACCUGAUUUUCCGUAGAUAAUCUGUAUUAGUUGGGCAACAUUUAUGAGUCUGAACUCGUACUUUUAAGUGUCAUUUCAAACUGAACGAAUGAUUACAAAGUAUCACCAACAUCGCAGCUUAUCUGUACGGUGACAUCUCCAGAUACGUCAGUCAGUCAGCAACAACGUAGAACUUUGUACGUAUGUACAUCAGUUAAAGUUGCCAUGCUACAGCACAGUGAUACAAUUUUCUAUUCAAAUCCCAUAGUGGUAGAUGUAGUAAAAGUAUAAGCAGUAAUCGGAAAGAUGAAGGUUUGGGGAUGUUAUUUAAGGAGUAUAAUCCAGUGAAAUAAAUUUGGAAAGAGGAAAAAAGGACAUGAAGAAAUCAGGAGAUUAGAAUUUGAGAGAACACAAAGAGAAGAUGCACCUGCGCCAUUGCAAACGAUUUUGAACCAUGUCAUUCAAGGUCUGUAACCAUCUGUUGCUAUCAUCUCACGGAUCCCAACCGGGUAGUCUACACCUACCAACAUGGUUCAGUCUACUUGUCAGUGACUUCAUGGAUUUGUGCCAUAUUUUGGUCCGGUCUCCUAUAGCUUUCUUCCAACCGUAGCUGCUACCUUGACGUGGUGGUCGGGCUCACCUAUGGUGAUGACCCAACCGAGCCAUGUUGGCUGUAGGUCCGACCAUGUCAGGCUAGUCGACUGGAGAGCGGUAAGACUAAAAGUAGCAACUCAAGGUCUGAGGGCGGAGUACUGUUGACAGUAGAGAGAUGUGUCAGCAGUAAGUGUUUCCCUCGGACAACCAGCAUCUGCAGCGAUGCUGCUUUAUCACAAGGAAGGAAGGAAAGGAUUAGGAAAUGUCGACUCUAAAAAUGUCACACUUCGCGGAUUUUUGUCUCCGAUGGUAAGGCCUUUUGAAAAACAGAGCUAUCACGUUAAGAACUUCCCACAAAGGCUGUGCGUGACUGGCCUCAAGCAGUUGUCCCUUGGACUGUACAGUCACGCUCCCAGGUCGUUAAGACCAACGCUAACCCAUCUUUGGAUAGUGAUUUUCCUUAACGUUUGUAUUCGUUACAGGUUGCAAAGCCUUAGAAUGACUUUCUCCAGACAAAUGUAUUCGAUUAACCUAUUACGGACAGGUUGGCUGCAUUAUUAUGUUAGCAAUCGGUACUCAGUAGUUCCAGUCACUGGAUUAUCCGAAGCAUCAGUAGCUAGUGACCAGGAAUCUGAAACUAAUUCCAACAAACUUAAAUCCCUCAAUUUCUCCGUGAAUUCAGUUACGUUACUCGGGACUGUCAUCGGAAUAAAAACAUUCCCAAUGCAAAAAACUCCAGAUCGCAACUGGACCCUGAUAUUUUUGAAAACCCAAUCACCUAGAUAUAUAAAUGCUGAAAAUAAAUAUUUAACUGAGACUUCUGAUGCGGAUGAAUAUGAUUUGAAAUUUAAAAUGGUAUGGUACAGUACAUCGAAUAGAGUCCAUGUUUUCAGUCCUAAAUUGGUCUGCGCUCUUAGAGAUGUUAAACUUGGUGAACGUUUACUAGUCACUGGAUUUCUUUCUUAUUAUCAAUCACCUAAACCUGAUGGAACGACUCAAAGAAACUGCUGCGUCACGGCUCAGCGCAUCGCUCAUAUGGGUUGGUCUAGUGAUUAUCAACCUAAAGAUUUAUCACUAUGUGUCUCACAACAUAUAUAUUUUAUCUUCCCAUUAAUGCCAUCACAUCCAUCCAGCAAUCAAAAACUAAACGGUUAA
This is a messenger RNA of Schistosoma guineensis, 2965 nucleotides long. The record is from the annotation of a GenBank genome assembly. NCBI's taxonomy places the organism in Eukaryota, Metazoa, Platyhelminthes, Trematoda, Strigeidida, Schistosomatidae.